UUCUGUUGCUCAGCAGCUUCCCACGGGCUGUAGCUGCACUGCCUUUCUGCCUUUUCCUCAAAUUCUGCUCUUGCCCCAAUAAUACAUGCCCUAGGCAUGGCUGGUCCUUUCUGCUGUUUUUGGAUUUUCUGACAAUUCUUGAUCAUUCUCCUUUAUUCCAUCUCACCUUUCACCUCUUGGGUCAGACCCAGCACAGUCUGGCCCCCUUGAAGCAAGAGUCUCUUGUCCCCACAAAGGAGAUGACCACUUCCUUCCCUUAAACGCUCCAGAUCAUCACUGAGUUUGUACUUGGUUGGAAUGAGCUGCGGAUUUCAUCCUGCUUAUGUUCAGCUGAAGCUCGGAGGAUGUGGGGUCGCCAGCUGAUUCACCUGCUCUCUAGCUCCCAGCGGCUACUGAAGAAAAGUCCCAGGUGCCGGGUGCCAUGGCUGCUCAACUUCAGGAAAACCCUUCCAAGUCUGACCCGUUGGCAUCACACAGCCCCAGAGUCGCUGAAGUCUGCCUGGCAAUUAAACGAUGAUCACUUGGAGCUGAAAUAUGGGGAUGUCCUCAUGCGCUUUGACUACGUCUGGCUACGUGAUCACUGCCGCUCGGCUUCCUGCUACAAUACCAAGACCAACCAGCGCAGCUUGGACACAGCCAGUGUGGAUCUGUGCAUCAGGCCAAAGAGCGUCCGUGUGGAUGAAACAACACUCUUUCUUACCUGGCCAGAUGGCCACGUGACGAGGUACGGGUUGGAAUGGCUGCUGAAGAACAGCUACGAAGGGCAGAAGCAGCAGGUCAUGCAGCCACGCAUUCUCUGGAAUGCUCAGAUCUACCGGGAAGCCCAAGUGCCCUCAGUGGACUGCCAGAGCUUCCUGGAGACCAACGAGGGCCUGAAAGAGUUCCUGCAGAACUUCUUGCUCUACGGGAUCGCAUUUGUGGAAAACGUCCCCCCAACCAAAGAAGACACCGAGAUCUUAGCAGAGAGGAUCAGUUUGAUCAGGGAGACUAUCUACGGCAGGAUGUGGCACUUCACCUCUGACUUCUCCCGGGGAGACACAGCGUACACCAAGCUGGCUUUGGACCGUCACACAGAUACCACUUAUUUCCAGGAACCCUGUGGCAUCCAGGUGUUUCACUGCCUCCGGCACGAAGGGACAGGUGGUCGUACAUUGCUUGUGGAUGGCUUCUACGCAGCAGAGCAGGUGCUCCAGCAAGCCCCGGAUGCCUUUGAGCUCCUCACCAAGGUGCCACUGAAGCACGAAUAUAUCGAGAAUGUGGGGGGCUGCCACAACCACAUGAUUGGGGUUGGGCCUGUCUUGAAUGUCUACCCCUGGAACAACGAGAUCUACUUGAUCAGGUACAACAACUACGACCGAGCCGUCAUUAACACGGUGCCUUACGACACUGUGCACCGCUGGUACAGCGCACACCGCACUCUCACCGCCGAGCUAAGGAGACCAGAGAAUGAGCUCUGGGUGAAGCUGAAGCCGGGCAAGGCCCUGUUUGUGGACAACUGGCGAGUUCUGCACGGCCGGGAGUCUUUCACAGGUUACCGCCAGCUCUGCGGCUGCUACCUGACGAGAGAUGAUGUGCUGAAUACAGCCCGCUUCCUGGGGCUGCAAGCCUAGCUUGACCUGGGCUUCCGGAAUUUAGGGAAUUGCGGAUCCAGGAAUGAGAGAGCUUUUCGCAAUAUACCUCACAGACUUGACCUUCUGCUCGCAAGAGGAGGAGAGUUCCCCAUGGGAUUACUUGAUUGUCAGCCAGCCCAUGCAGUUUAUUUGCCUUUCCCCCCACCCCACACAUACACUAUCCCAGUUUUUUGGUCUUUUGUUGUCCAACUCCCUUUGGCCUUCACGGCACAAUGGACACAUUUGGUGCAGGAAGGAAUCAAAGUCCGCUGCAGCACUCGAGGUGCCAGAUCUUGUUGUGCCUUUUUGCUGUUGUAACUGAACUAUAAUGCUAACCUUGGUCAGUGGGCAUUCUUUACACUGGCACUCCAUAGUUUUGCUGACCACAGGACAAGUGAGUGUCCUUAGAAGUGUGGGGAGAGAAUUCUCUCCACCUCCACCAGUCUUCAAACACCUUCAAAAAUACACAAGUGCCAGGUGUUGGAAGCUUUUAGGGUUGUCCCCAUUGCCUGCUGAUGGCUCAAACCUGCCAUAUUGAUAGGAAAGCAGCUACAGGAAAUUUUGUGGCGAGGGAGGAGAGCUGCAUGGCUAGAGCCAGGUAACUAUGCUGGGGGUCCUUCCUUACCAGAUCUGCAAACGACAGUUUGUGCGCAGUGAUAUCUUCCCCUUCCCCAUAUCCUGCGUUGUUUUUCUUUUGCCAUGAUAGCUCCUCCUAGUCCAUGAUAGCUGCCCUUUCUUCAUUUUGGUUCUUGAAUAUAUAUUUUUUGCCUUGUGCUUUUUCUUUUCUUUUCUUUUCUUUUUGCUUUGGCCUUCCAAGGAUUUACUCCUACUUCGUUGAUAGCCUCUCACCUUGUGAGCAAUAGGAAAGUAAUUGAAUUAGGAGCAGUGGCACUGUCAGGGCAGGACUCUGGGGCAGAGGUCAUGGUCCCCACAGCAAAAUGAGCAUGGAGGCCGACAGACGUGGCAGCAGGACUGACUUUCCACAUUUUUGAAGUUACUGGAACAAGAUGAAUGACCAUCUAAAGUGAGGAAGGAUUCCCAGCUGUGGUUUCUUUGGUUAAAAAUAAUAAUGAGGUGCUGGUACUCAUAUCUAGUACCAAGGAUGCCAGCACAAAACAAGGCAAUGUUCCUCCAUACAGGUGGGAAAAAGCACUGACUUCCCAUAAGACCAGUGGUGGGCCUACAUUUCUGGGGCCCUGACGCUUGCUCUGUUAUGGGGGCCCCUUUGAAACCAGGAACGAGGUAUGGGUAACCACGGUUGACUUCCUCAAUAGGGUUGUUUCAUGACACAUCACUGCAAUUAAAAAUUCAUAAUUCAACUACUGCAUCUCAUAUUUUGAUUGAAAUUGCUAUCCCGCGACACUCCACCUUUGCAGCAUUUGUGCUACUGACUCUCAAACUUUGGGAUUGUUGAAAAAUUAAUUGAUUUGACUUGUGCAGCUGCACUAAAGUCCCUUCUGGAGCCCCUCUGGGAUUAAGGGUCCUGAAGCUUAAACUUUACUAGUUGCAUAGUAGAUUGGCCCUGCAUAAGACCAUUAAGUCCAGCAUCUAAAAUUAACCAUCAGCACUGCUGUUUCGAGGGAAGGCCUGAAGCAGUUGAGCCCUGUUCUAGAAAAUAUCUCAAGAAAAAAGAAAGAAAGAAAGCCAACUUCCUUAAAUUCUGCACUCCUUGAGUUGGGAAUCUCUCUGCUGGCUGAGCAACUUACCAGUUUUGUUUUUCUACUAUGGGCCUUUCUCAGUAGCUGCCUUUUGUACCAGUAGAAAUAGGAAUAGCACAUGGAGGACACUUCUGCUAGAAUUCAAGUGAAUGUCUUAAGUGAAGAAACUGUGCCCAACCACCUCACUGCCUGUACAAAAUAGCUUUUUUGGGCCACGAACAAAGGAAUCUGUGUAUGUGCAGAUGAGGUAUGAAUGUAAGCCAUUCACCAGGAGUACCUUAUGGGUCCUACCAGCAGAGUGGGACUUCUUCCUCUCAUGUUGCAGUUCUUGGCCAGGACAAAGUUGGGAUAUCAAGGGCUGCUCUUUCUGGUGACACAGGAAGUCAUUACCUGCCAUUGCACGAGCCCCUCAAGUAGCAGCUAAAGAACCACUUUUUCUGUCCCUGAAUUGAAUGUAAACUUCCUGCCACCCAGCCCACAUUGGAUUUGCAUCCAUGCUUCAGUUGUUAAUCAUGGCUAACAAUGCAACACUUAUUUACAGAUGCAGACUCCUUGCCUAUGUCUUCAGUUCACACAGUUCAGUCUUUUUUAAAA
Molecule: messenger RNA, 3862 nt
Organism: Podarcis raffonei (Aeolian wall lizard)
Lineage: Eukaryota; Metazoa; Chordata; Lepidosauria; Squamata; Lacertidae
Gene: TMLHE
Product: trimethyllysine hydroxylase, epsilon
Exons: 8
Coding region: 345-1610 (421 amino acids)
Biological process (GO): carnitine biosynthetic process
Cellular component (GO): mitochondrion
Molecular function (GO): iron ion binding; trimethyllysine dioxygenase activity
Source: RefSeq, a predicted model, not a curated record